AUGACACGAAUGACCAAAGCGCUCUAUCAAGUGGCUCAGAAACUCAAACCAGUGGGCCCGCCACCAUCCCACACCAAGCCGAGCCCCCCUACCGCCUCGAAGCACGAAGCCAUCCUCCAGUCCGCUGACGGUACCCCCUUCCGCAUCCCGCUCGACGCCCUCGAUACGCUCGCUGCCCGUUCGAAAUUCUUUGAGGACCUGGCGGACGCUCCACUAAGCGAGGACCCGGACGAUGACUUUAUCAUUCCCCUCGCGCACGCCACCACCCCCGUCCUCCAGCUGAUCCUGGACAUGUGCGUCGCCGACAAGCCCUUCACAGUCUCGUCCGACUCCCUCCCUCUACUCGAUGACCUCUUGGACGCCGUGUUCGAGUACAACCUCCCCGUCGCACUCGACCGCCUGGUGUUUGACCCUGAGGACCAGACGGCUUUCUUGCAGUUUACUCUCUGGGCCGUCCGCUUGGUCCUCGACGACGACUAUGGAACGCUCGCCAACUUGAGCAAGUGGUUCAAGAAGCUCUUGGGAGACGGCGCGGUCCCACGCGAGGCCUUUGGCGCGGUCGCCCUCCAUGUUCCACCCUCAAGUGUCAAUGAGUGGGCCGCUGCAACGCUGGCCACCCGCGCGCCCAAGGCUUGGGACUCGUUUAUGCGCGUGUACACCCGCCAGCAGCUCGUUCUGGACCAGCUCCUUUCUGUGGACAUUGACGCCGCGAUUGUUGAAGUGCACUCUGGCCACGACUGGUCGUGCCCAUGCUAUACCGACUCACACGAUUCGGACGCAGACUCGGACACCGAUACCGUCACGCAGUCCAACCGGCCCCAUAUCACAAUCACGUCUGCAAUGGUCAACAAGUUCCACGCCCUCCGCCUCGCCCAGAGCGGCACGGUCACGGACCCGAGGACGUUUGUGUGGCUUGCGUACCACACCAUCAAGUGCUCUGCAUGCCGUUGGGAGGUGAGGGACGAUAUUGCUUGGGUGUGGGCCACGCGCAGGGCGAGGGACAGUUGGGGCAACUGGAUCAAGGCGGUGGAGAAGAAGGUCGUCCGUGAAGGCGGUGGCUGGGAAUGGGACACGGAUAAGGCGAUCAAGUGCCUCUGGCAGGGAAAGUGGUUGCAGUAG
Molecule: messenger RNA, 1119 nt
Organism: Apiotrichum porosum
Lineage: Eukaryota; Fungi; Basidiomycota; Tremellomycetes; Trichosporonales; Trichosporonaceae
Exons: 1
Coding region: 1-1119 (372 amino acids)
Source: RefSeq, a predicted model, not a curated record